Molecule: messenger RNA, 1890 nt
Organism: Ochlerotatus camptorhynchus
Lineage: Eukaryota; Metazoa; Arthropoda; Insecta; Diptera; Culicidae
Exons: 6
Coding region: 6-1448 (480 amino acids)
Source: RefSeq, a predicted model, not a curated record
AAAAAAUGCAGCGUCGCCUUUUGGCACGCUUUCGCUUCCGAAGUCUGGUCCGGAUGGUGAUUUGCAACAAUUACUGGUUGUCGGAAAUCGAGGACCAGGAGUUCGGGGAUAAUGCCCGCCGGAACAUUGCCAUCAUUGUCCGACGCAAAAGCCGCAAGGGAUUGCUGUCCAUAUUAGAGAAAAUCAUCCUCAAUCAACCGGUGCGUAACCGAACCGAGGAACAGAAAGCCAAGCUGGCGGGAGUUUUCCGCAAGAUGAAAUGUUUUUCCCGAUUCUCGCUGGCAGCGCGUGAACAGUUGGCCAAUUAUGCUCGCUUUCACUACUACAGUGCCGGUCGUACGGUUCUGCGGGAAGGAAACGAAGCAUUUGCGGUCUAUUUUGUUCUGAAUGGGGAAAUCACCGUCAGCCGGUUGCAGUGGGAUCCGGUUUACAAACAACACGUCGAUGUACCGUGCGGCGUUCGCGUGCCGGGGGAUAUGUUUGGUGAAAUUGCGUUCCUCUACGAUUGCUCACGAACUGCGACCUGCACCACUGCAACCGAUUGUGAGUUGCUGUCUGUUUCCCGAGAGGAUUUCAAGCGGUUGCUGGAACCAACCCUGAGGCUGCAAUGGGACCGGAUGCAGGAAGCGAUCCGUCGCUUCCAGUACUUUGACCACUGGACCGAGGAUCAGAUCCGCGAGUGCUGCAUCCUAGCCAAGGUGGCACACUACGAACCGCAGCAGCAGAUUGCCGUUCCGGAGAUGGGUAAUGAUCUGGAAUAUGCGUACUUUGUUCUCACCGGCCAGUGCAUGAUUCUGCAGGGUUUGAAAGUGAUGAAGAAAAUGCGUGGCAAGCGGAAAUGCUACCAUCUACUGCCAGCCGAAUCCGAGGAGCGAAAGGUUCGCAUCGCUGAAGGUGCGUUGAAAAGCAAAGAUUCCCAAGUUCUGGAAUCGGUGCUUCCGCCAAGCUUGAUGGCUUCGCUGUCUCGGCUGAGUUUGGCUGGAUCUCGAAUGAAUUUGUUGCAGAACGGUGGACGAGAGGAGGAAGAAUUUGAAGAUCCGGUUGCUGUCGUACAGCUACCAACCGCCGAGGAACAACUGGAGCACCACUUUCUGGACGUUGGAUCCUUCAGCUGCGGGUCGGUAUUCGGCCUGGGAGAACGCAUGCAGGAUCGUUCCAUCGUGGCCCGGAGUCAAGUCCAGUGCAUGCUGAUUCCCCGUUAUUGGCUGUUUAUGAAGCAUCAAAAUACCGGAAACGUUUGGCAACGUGUCAAGAUGUAUCUGGAACUGGCGAUUCCCAGCCGGGAGCAACUGUUCAAGCAAUUUCUGGACGAUCUUAAUUGGAUGGCCUACCGGAGGAAGGUGGUCGGUGAGAUUAUUCAACGGCGCGGUCGUCAGAACCAUACCCGCUUGGCGGACGUCCCGAUCGUGUGCCGCGUGGAGCAAGCCGACGUCGGCCAGCGCAAGUGAUUUAUUUUGUGAGCUUUAUUCAAGCAAAAGCGAAAAUUAUGCAAGUGACAUUUGUUGUUGAAUAUGGAGAGGGGAAAUACAAAUACGAUCUUUGGCUAAUUAUUGUUUAUUUUGGAUGUUUGCGCCGCCCCUUGAAUGUGCUAUGAUGAACAAUGUUUGGAGCUGUCUAAGUAUACAUAAGCGAUCGUGCGUGUGCAAAUGAUUAAAAGGCCUUUCAAAAGGUGCUUCAAAGCAGCCAGAAGUCCGUAGAAGGAAGCUAGGUAGUAGUAGUUGAGGGGCGAUUUAUGAUGGCAAAGAAGAGACGCAUCGUUAUCGGUUGCAUCAUAAUGCCGUGGUUGUGGAGAAGCGCGCUUCAUUUGCUGACCUUCGGUGAGAUGCGGGUUAGAGCAUCACGUCAAGUUGAAUUAUGUCAAUAUUUGUGGCUGGGCAGCAGCGAGCUUGU